AGGGCGAUGUCGGUGUCGUGUCGCUGCCGCUGUGCUGAGGGCGGGCACGGGCGCGACUGUCUGCCGGUGUACCUGCCGCACGUGGACGGGUGCAACCGCACGCCUGUCCUGCCGCUGCUGAGCCACACGGCGACGCUGACGGAGACGCGCAGCCUGACGCCAACGUGGACGCCGAGCCUGAGCAGGACGCAUUACGGGUCGACGGAGACCCUGCAAGUGACGGAGACGGUGGCGCUGCCGCCCACGCGGACCCCGACGGCGUCGGUGAGCAGCACGCUGUGGUGGAGCGAUGUGGCGUGCCCGACGCUCGCCGUGACGACGACGGCGGCUGGUGGGAGCCUGACGCAGAGCGACAUCCGCGGCGGUGGGAGCGCCUUCCCGACAUGGCUGAUGGUGGCGCUGCCACCGCCGUUUCGGUGGGCACGCGACCCGAAGAUCGGCACGCACCUGAGCUUCGUGCCGGUGUCGACGGCGCAGCCGAGCGGGUUUGGUGGUCCGUGGGGAGCGAUGCUGCGCAACGCGACGUGGAUGCGCAACGCGACGAAUCCGUCCACCGUCCUGGGGCUGGCUGUGCCCGUGCACCGCGGUUACUUCAUUGCUGCCGACGAGACGAUAGUUAUUCGCUGCGACGCUGUGGCGGUUUUCGGCGGCUGCAAGGGUGUGCUGCUUGGGUCCUUCACGAUCAGGUCGAACACGUUGCCCGCUGCUGCCAGCGCCCUCUCGGCGAUCACCGGCGUUGUUGCGGGUGCGGCGGCUGUUGCCAUGGUGGUGACCGGCGGGCUGGGCUCCAUCCUGGAGAUGCAGGCACUUGGCGUGUUUGCGAGGAUGUCAUGUGCCUCGUCGCAGGAGCGUGCGAGCACCGUUGCGCUGCAGUACUUCCUGUCGGUGUUCGCUGCCCGUGACCCGCUGUGGAUGGUGUUGGGCAACGCGCUGCUCGCCGCUGUGUUCGGGUGCGUGCACUGCGGUGUGACGGCGGCCUUCCAGCGGUGGCGCGGCGUGGACGCGGCGAGUGCGUGGGCGGCGAUGCGCUUCCCGAGCCUGACGUACGUUGUGGCGCACGCGAUGCAUCUCGGCAUAUUCUUUGGCUCCGUGCUCGCACUGGCGAUGCCCGACGCCCGCGUGCAGCACUGCGUGAUUGGUGUCGUUGGCGUGCUGUACGGUGUGGCGUUCCCUGCUGGUGUGUGCUACUUGAUUGCCCGCCACACGGGCGCGAGCUUCACGAAGUACUGGCAGUUUUUGAGGAAGCCGCUGCACGAGCGCCUGCUGUACCCCGUCGGGUAUUGGCACCCUGCGGCGCAGCAGCGGAUGUACGGCGGCAUGCUGACGAACAUGAGGGGCAGUUACGUGUACUGGUGCGUGUUCCAGCUGUCGGCGCUGUGCGUGGUGGGUCUGAUUGCUGCUGUGCAACCGUCCGUGGGAGGCUGCCACGUCCAGUACUUCUGCAUGGCUGCUGUGCUGAUUGCGGGCGCGGGCGUGGUUGCCUUCACGAACAUGAUGCGCUCGGCCUUCCUGACGGUGAUGCACACUGCGAGCUUUGUGCUCCUUUCGGCGCUGUGCGUGAUCAGCGCGGCCAACCAUCUUGCGCCGAGCGACGGCGGUGCGAGGGCGUACGUGGCUAUCGUGCUGCUGCUGACCAUUGUGCUGCUUGCGAUCACUGUGUACAGCGUCAUUGUGUGGUACUUGGAGGACCGCCACUGGCAGGAGCUGC
This is a messenger RNA of Trypanosoma cruzi, 1708 nucleotides long. Its product is annotated as dispersed gene family protein 1 (DGF-1), putative. The record is from RefSeq and is a predicted model, not a curated record. The annotation marks the transcript as partial. The transcript has a single exon. NCBI's taxonomy places the organism in Eukaryota, Euglenozoa, Kinetoplastea, Trypanosomatida, Trypanosomatidae.